GAGCGCUCGUCGAAGUACGGCAUAGUCAGUAUGGCGUGCGUGACGAUAUCGGGGUAUCCUUGCUCAGGGAAAUCGACAAGAUGCUCAGAGUUUAAGGCCUACUUAGAAGCGAGGUUCUCCUCGGAAGACUACGACGGAGAUAAAUACAAAGUUCAAGUGGUGUCCGAUGAAGAUCUUGGAAUUUCUCGAUCUGUGUAUGGGGAUGGUCGCGCCGAAAAGACUGCUCGCGCCUCACUCUUCACAGCCGUCACUCGUGCCCUUUCUCCGAAUACCAUCCUUAUCGUCGACUCCAUGAACUAUAUCAAAGGAUUUAGAUACCAGAUAUACUGCGCUGCCAGAGAAGCUCAAGUCCGUGUGUGCACGCUGCAUGUCGCGUCGACCCCAGACAUGUGUGAAAUGCGGAACCAGACCCGGUCAGACGACACGAAGUAUUCUGAGGCCACUUUGCAGAACCUUAUAACGCGAUAUGAGGAACCUUCGUCGAUGGUUCGAUGGGACUCUCCCUUGUUUGUGCUUCUGUGGGAUGAGCCUCUACCAGCAGAGGCAAUACUAGAGGUCAUAAUUUCAGGGAUGAGAGCCCCGCCAACUCAUGGUGUCGUUCAGCAAGCGAAACCCCCUACAGAUGCGCUACAGACCCUCGACCAGACUUCUAGCGCUAUCGUCAAUACCAUCAUGGAAGCGCAAACGAGCGGGUCAUGCCCGGGAGGCGUUCUCCCAAUCGUCUCAGCUUCACUUUCACUAAAUGACAAAAUUUUACUUCCUCAUCGUUACCUGACACUCUCUGAACUGCAGCGACAUAAACGUCAGUUCAUUGCGGCCCACAGAAAGCGCUAAGCUCCGGUAUGGCUGGACAAGCAGACAUUAACUGGAACGAGAACACGGUUGCCAGAAAGUUUAUUGUACACCUAGAGGAGAACCUGAGGCCAUAAAUGCUGUCAAGAAUCGGUAUGCAAGCCAUCCCUUGUACUGUAUCAUAGCAUCUCGAGAAAAUAAAUAUGCCCAAUGACGAACUCAUGGCUUUACAGCCUUCCAACAUGAAGCGUACCUAUAAACGAAGGUUGAAUUGUAAGGAAAGGUCAGAUGAGAAUAUCACGCUCACAUAUUGACACGGUCGACCGCCUUGCAUGGCCCAGUUCGGAUGCCCAAAGGAGUUACUAUGAACCCGGCUUGCU
This is a messenger RNA of Cantharellus anzutake, 1172 nucleotides long. RefSeq names its product chromatin associated protein KTI12. The record is from RefSeq and is a predicted model, not a curated record. Lineage: Eukaryota; Fungi; Basidiomycota; Agaricomycetes; Cantharellales; Hydnaceae. Bases 31 to 834 code for a protein of 267 amino acids. The transcript is spliced from 5 exons.